AAGGAUAUAAGCACUAUAUAUUUCGUGCUGGCAGUGUUUCUCUUCCUCCCACCUCUUUCCAUCUCUCUAUAUCCUCAUAUCUACUUUCUAUUGUGAAUCCUCAUGUCUAACAACUUCCGUAAACUCGAUCGAGCAGUCUCCGACGGAAGUCUGGCUGCACGUCUGAGCACUCUACACCAUUUUCGAUAUGCUACGAACGAAAUAAUGAAAUUCGAUCACUUGGAAGACUGCGAUUUGCAGCCCUACGGGGAAAAGAUCAUCACUCUGACGGAGGUUGCACGCUGGACGCUUAGACAGAGGAUGGACGUGUCCCUGAUCAUGCUCUGUUCAAAGGAACACGUGCCUUACAAGGCGGCUUACUUCAAAUUGCUUGUCUGGAUCAGACGCCGCAGGUCCGCAUUCCCCACUAACAUCGACGAUCGAAUCAAUUCGCUCUUGGAGGACAUAAACCAUGAAAUAGUUCUACGCACCAGUGGAAUUGACCCUCGCGUCCAAUUGGGCAUUGAGGAAUUACUAAUCGUCGAGACUGCUGCUGUCUCGUCGACAUAAGAAUUAUGCACCAGCUGUUCAGAAAUGGGUGCCUCCUUUUCCUCAAAGGCCGUUUGUUCGCGGAUUUUGUACGAAAGCCCAACACUUUGAGGUUGACACUAGGAAACAAUCAUUAAGUUGAUAUUCCUUUCAAGCGUUCUUACCUGGACCCAACGGCUACCGCAUUGUACUUCAAAUCACAACCCUCAUCUGCUUCUUGUCGUCAUGAAUAUGGAAUCCAUCCACGCACUCCGUAGUAUAUGUAAUGAAAGAACGUCAUACCCUUUCGUCAUAGGGCUGUUCUUUUGUAAUUGUAAUUGUGCCUAUAUUGCCCAUGCUACUGCUAUCGCCAGACUUCGACAAUCUAUCUUCCUCGGCCGCACCGUUGAUCCUUGAAGCUUGAAGCCUGGAGUCAUUUCCCUCGGGAUCCCGCCCCCUAAUUCGCAAUGUCAUCUAUGUACUCCUUUCACUUGUAACUAGACCUCGGC
Molecule: messenger RNA, 1016 nt
Organism: Suillus fuscotomentosus
Lineage: Eukaryota; Fungi; Basidiomycota; Agaricomycetes; Boletales; Suillaceae
Exons: 4
Coding region: 103-549 (148 amino acids)
Source: RefSeq, a predicted model, not a curated record